ACCGCUAGAAGAUAUGAUCACCUGUCACAGACUGUUCUGAACAAAGAAUGAGAUGUAGUGCAGGGGUGUAUUGGAGCUGCUGGAACUCUCCUGUUUGUGAACAGAUGAGGCUGUAACAGAAGGGGGCUGAUUCAGGGAUUGUUAGAGCUCAGAGAGAGUCGGUGUGGGGGGUAGUAUACAAAAGAGGGGAGCAGUGCACAGCAAAGGUAAACAAGGCCUUUAAUCAAUCAGUGAAUGUUUGAAAGCAGGGAAGAGUCUAGAAAACUCAGGAUGUGAAAGGAGGUGACCUGCAGUUCAUAUAGGAGGUUAUAAGUAGAGGAGCUAACUGUGCCAGGAAUACGGAGCAGACCUCAGCUGUUGCACGAGCCCGGUCCAAUCCCAUUUGUCAGAGCUCUCCUCCUGUUCUCAUCGACUGCCCUCCUUCUUGCCUCUGCCUGAUCACUCCCUUUCCUCACCGGAGCAAUGCAUCCCCAGCGUCCUCUUCCCCAAGCCAUGCCUUCCUCCUCUCUGGGACAGCACCUGCGGGACAUGGCCAUGGGUCUGGGACGAGGCAAGAACUUCUUGGGAGGAAACUUUGCCUACAGUUUCAUCCAGUCAGUUAAGGAGUGCCUUUAUUUCCUUCUCUGCUGCUGGUGCAUCAAAGAGAUCCUGGACUGACAGACUGAGUGAGAGUAGCUCAAGUGGUCAUUGAUUUUCCCUGUUUCUCCGUUGGCUCCUAUAGUGUAAUUUCAACCAGCUUUUGUUUCAUCAGAAAUGGAGCGUUUGAUCAGUGGUGCUGGCAAAGCAUUGGCAAGUAUGAGUCUUGUCUCAUAUGACAACAAUUUACCACUUCAGUAGCCUACAUAGUGAAUCAAAAUCUCUCUAAUGUAUAUAAUGCAAUUACCUACAAAAGAAGAGGCUCUCGAUUUUAGAAAAUGUCAAUUUCAUUGAGGAGUAGGUUUACUAAAUCAUAAAACUGUUUAAUGCACUUACACACAGAUAAUGUUUUUAUUUCUGUUUUUUCAGGGUCUAUGAGAUGCUCCUCUUGGGUUUUCAGGAAGCACACUGGCACAUUUCCAGCUGCUACAAAUGUUCAUAGUUUUCUGAAUUCAACCCUGUUGAUCUGAGAUCUUGAGGAAUGGCACCCCUGAUGUUCACUGUACAAGACAAACUGGUGUGGCAAUAAAUAAAGGAACUAAUGAAUAGAAAAAUA
This is a messenger RNA of Seriola aureovittata, 1192 nucleotides long. RefSeq names its product lens epithelial protein (gene lenep). The coding region runs from base 463 to 657 and encodes 64 amino acids. The record is from RefSeq and is a predicted model, not a curated record. Lineage: Eukaryota; Metazoa; Chordata; Actinopteri; Carangiformes; Carangidae. Gene Ontology annotation, biological process: multicellular organism development. The transcript has a single exon.